Messenger RNA from Fusarium sp. VM40, 276 nucleotides. The record is from the annotation of a GenBank genome assembly. Lineage: Eukaryota; Fungi; Ascomycota; Sordariomycetes; Hypocreales; Nectriaceae.
AUGCAGUUCACUACUAUGCUUACCGCUCUGUCCUUUGGCAUUGGUGCCCAAGCCUGGGCCCAGGCUGCCAAUGGUGAAUGGAUUGCCAACAAUGAGUUGGGCUGGGAUUAUAACAGUGGUUACCGUGUUUGGCAAGCCUGUACAUGGAGGGAGUCAGGUGGUUUGGUCCCUCUUGGUACUGGCUGCAAGUACUGGAUGAAUUCUAUUGGUGAUAUCCACCACGGAGUUUGUACUCAGGAUAACAUGGGUCCUGGAGGUAUUCGCUACUGCAGGUAA